Messenger RNA from Gloeophyllum trabeum ATCC 11539, 462 nucleotides. RefSeq lists its product as uncharacterized. The record is from RefSeq and is a predicted model, not a curated record. NCBI's taxonomy places the organism in Eukaryota, Fungi, Basidiomycota, Agaricomycetes, Gloeophyllales, Gloeophyllaceae. Gene Ontology annotation, biological process: cytoplasmic microtubule organization. Bases 6 to 317 code for a protein of 103 amino acids. The transcript is spliced from 4 exons. Gene Ontology annotation, molecular function: microtubule binding.
CCGCCAUGGUCUGCAAGAAGUGUGAGAAGAAACUUUCUAAAGUCGCAGCGCCGGAUCCCUUCCAGUCCUCCUCGUCCAGCAUCAAAGAGGGGUCGCGGAAGGUGGGCGGACACAACGUGCUUGGGAAACCUCGAGCUGGCGGGUCGUCGUCCAAGAAUCGGUAUUCACCAUACCAGAACAAAUGCAAAGACUGCAAGCAGACGACGACGCAGAACGGGGCAAAGUACUGUCACGGAUGUGCUUACAAGAAAGGUAUUUGCUCGAUAUGCGGCAAACAGAUCCUGGACACGUCCGGCUAUGUCAUGUCGAGCAAAUAGAACUCCGGGUCGACGUGUAGACUUCGGGCGGAUGCUUUUACUUUCUAGCAUAUAUUGUAUAUCAUGAACCUUUGGGGAGACUGUAUCGUAAUGCUGUGUAUGUGCUCUCGUGUUAUUUAUAAUAAUGCAAUAAACAUUCCCUCUA